GAUGGUUCGCAUUUUGCGAAUUUUAAAGUGCGGUAUUUUUCCACCCAAGCUGACCCAUAUAUUGGGCCGGUCGACCUCGUGCAGGUCGUGAAAUCAGUAAACCGGGCCCUCCCCCCUUCCCCGCUACUCUUUACUGGCGUGAAAUUAAAAAAAAAGUGUCCGGAAGUUUCCCGAGCGGCGAAUACAAACAAAACAACAACAACAACAACAAAAACAAUAAGAGAAAACCAUUUAAAAAAACACCGUUCAACAAUUUCACGGGUUCGUCGCCUGCCAGCGCGUUGGCAUCUUUCGUGUACGGGCAGCUUCCCGUCAGCGUCAGCGCCGUGCUUUCCCGUGGCUUUAUGCAACUGGUCGCUACUGGUGCUUUCCCGCUCUCUCUCGGGGGUACUAAAGGAGAGGGGAGUGCAGGGUGGGAGCGCGGGCAACAACAACAACAACGGCACAAAGGUGUGUGUAACCACUCCGUUUUUGGAAUUGUGCAGCAGCAUCACGCCUAGCUUAACGCGUUUAACGCGCGAGCAGGAUAGAACAUAGAGAGAGAGAGCAGGGAGAAAGAGACAUAGCGCUCGCGCGCAAGAGAGUGAGCAAGACAGUCGCGAUGGGGGGAGAACUAACAAGCGUAUGAAAUGUACCGUACGGUCAUGCUCUCUCUCUCUUUCUCUUUCUCUCUCUCUCUCUCUCUCUCUCUAUUUUUCUUUCUCUCGCUCUCUCUCUCUCUGUAUGUCAGUGGACUAUUCCACCCUUCCCUUGCGUGUCCGGCGCGGGACUGGCACACGGUGGACGGUGGGUUUGGCUUGGGGGUUGUGUGCCUCCAGCAGUUUGGUCAUGCCACUGCCAAUUCAGCCCGCGUUUGGUGCGCUUAAGUGAAAGCGCUCUCCCGUCGUACCAGCGCCAAACCAAAGCCAAACCGCUCUUUCACCUGAAUCACCAUCACUGCGCAUCCCACUCCCUUCCCAUUUACUAAAAUCGAUCGUACCGCGCGACGUGUAGUGAAUGUCCUUCAAGCAGGGUGCGAGUUGGUUGUGUGUGUGUUUUUCUUAAUUUGUCAGCAAGCAACUGUUACAGUUGCGUUGUGCGGUGCAGUGUGGGAGCAAUUGUGUGACCCGCUAGUCGGCAAACGCUUGGUGGUGUCGUGUGCGAUCGUCGCGUACGCGAAUCAGUUAAUUGUGGUCCGUUAUUGCAGUUCGAUUUAUGGAUAGACGCAUCUGUGGCGGCCGUGCUCUGUGUGCCGUCGCUCCCUGAACCGCCCUGCACGGGACCUGUGCAACGCAACGCCGCUAAAACAGAUGGCUCGGCUAGUGUGGGCCUUCCUGCUGCUGGUGGCGUGCACCUGCAGCAGCACGCACGCCAACGAACCGUCCGCCAAAUCACUACAACAACCGCAGCAGCAGCUGCUGUCCCGGCGUGACGCCUUCGAGCUGGCCCAGGAGCGGGAGCAGGUGCUGGCCGCCCAGCAGUCGAUCGCGUCCUGGCGCCAAACGCUGCACCAGCAUGGCCGCCCGGCUGGGGACGAGCCGGGUACAGCCGACCCGCACGACGAGUCGGAGCUGCAGCGUCCCGAGCAGCACCGGCGCCGCCGCCGCCGCAAGCGGGCCGACCCUAAGGAGGGCGGCCUGCGGAACGAAACGCUCGGUCCGGACGCGCCCACCGACCCGGACGACGGUGGGGACGAUCCGGACACGUCCGUCGUCUGCUACGGGCCGCUCGGGUGCUUCCACGAGACGGAGCACCUGCCGGAGAUGCUGCCAUCCUCGCCGGCGGAGGUCAGCACGCGCUUCCUGGUGUACACCACCACCCACCGCAGCGAAAAGCCGCUGAUCGAGUUCACGUACGAGGAGCUGGUGGUGGCCGGGUUCGGUGCCGCCUACUGGGCGAACGGGACGAACGACACCGUCUCGAUCCCGGUCGCGACCGGCAUGUCCUCCACGCUGCUGCAAACGUUCGGCGACCUGAGCAACCGGACGGUGCGCGUGAUCGUGCACGGGUUCGGCUCCAACUGUGGCCUGGUGUGGAUCUACGAGAUGCGCACCGCCCUGAUGGCAGUGGAAAACUGUACCGUGAUCUGCGUCGACUGGGAGAAUGGCGCGAAGCUGCCGAAUUACGUGCGCGCCGCCGCCAACACGCGGCUGGUCGGGCGGCAAUUAGCGCUGCUGUUGCGGCUGCUCCGCACGCACAACGGGCUGCGGUUGUCGCGCGUGCACCUGAUCGGCUUCAGCCUCGGGUCGCACGUGGCCGGCUUUGCCGGGGCCGAAUUCUCCACCCCAUCGGAGCAGGAGGAGCAGCUGGGAAAGGAAGAGGAGGAGCAGAAGAAGGAGAAAGAGGUGGAGGAGGAGCACGAGGAGGAGGCGAAUGCCGAUGAGUUGCAGCGUACGGCGCGGGCGGGCAACCCCUCGGCGCACCCGGGCACGGAGCGGCCCGCCAGCCGGGCUGGGCUGUGGAGAAUAACGGGGCUGGAUCCGGCGGGGCCGCUGUUCGAGGCACAGCCGCCCGAGGUGCGGCUGGACGCGGGGGACGCCCGGUACGUGGACGUGAUCCACUCGAACGGCGAGAACCUCAUACUCGGCGGGCUCGGCUCGUGGCAGCCGAUGGGCACGGUCGACUACUACCCGAACGGGGGGCGGGUGCAGCACGGCUGCACCAAUCUGUUCGUCGGCGCCGUCACGGACAUUAUCUGGGCACCGCCGACGACGGUCGAGGGUCGGUCGCUGUGCAAUCACCGGCGGGCGUACAAGUUCUUCAUCGACUCGGUCGCGCCGCGCUGCCACUUUCCCGCCUUCCCGUGCGAAAGCUACGACCAGUUCGCGGCGGGCGAGUGCUUCGACUGCGGCAACGGGACGGCCCGGUCCGCCUGCGGCCGCAUGGGCUAUUACGCGACCAGCCGGGACGUGGGCGGGUACGGCCAGCUGUACCUGCGCACGCGCGACGAGGAGCCGUACUGCGCGAACCAGUUCCGGUUGCGGCUGCGUAACGCGCCGGACGAGCUGCCGCUGCGCACGGUCGGCCGGUUCGAGCUGACGCUCGAGGGCGGCGACACCGGCAACGGCAUCGAGGACGGGCAGCCGAGCGGCGGUGGGGCCGCCGCCGCCGCCCCGCCCCUGCUCACCUUCAACGAGACGUUCCAUCUGGACGAGGCGCGGGAGGACCGCGAGUUCCAUGCCGGCCAGUGGCUGACGACGAUACUGGUGCCGCAUCCGGCGCUGGGGCACCGGCCGCGGGCCCUCACCAUCACGUACCGGCCGUACCGGGGCGGCUGGUGGCAGCGCUCGAGCGUCGGCAAGCAGCUGUGGCGCAUCGGCCCGAUACUGCUGACCGCGGACGACCAGCGGACGUACGGGUCGUGCGCGACGCUCACGCUGCAGGCGGACGUGCCGGUGCGCAUCGAGCUGCAGUCGAUACUGCUGCACACGCUGGACGAACCGGACGAGGACGGCAUCGAGUGCCGGGCGGCCGAAGAGCUGAACCACCCAGCGCACACCGCCCACACCGCCGGCGGGGCUAGCGGACCGGCGGCAGCAGCAGCACCGCCGCCAGCACCACCCAAGCCACCGAAAAGCUCGAUCGACGAGCUGUCGGUGGGCGGCCCGAAGCAUCCCGCCGGGCACGACCACUUCUCCUGGACGCCGGUCGCGAUCAGCAUACCGCGCCACUCGCCCCAGCCCGUGCACGUCAACGAGAAGCGCUCCUUCUCCGACGCCCUGCUGCCCGCCCAGCAGGAGCAGCCGGAUUCGACGGCCGCCGGCCAGCAGCCGCUGCUGCCACCGACCGCCCAAACCGUGCAGCUGUUUCCCUCCCGGCUGGUGUCGUUCUUCGAGCGGGCGGAGCGGUACGCCCGCCGCACCUGGGACGCCCUGUUCAGCGGCAACGGGACGGACGGGGCGAACGCCCUCCUGCCCAAGCUGGCGGCGCCGCCCGACGCCGCCGACGAAGCGACGGUUGCGACGAGCGUCCCCGAGCUGCUGCUGAUGUCGCCCGCCCGCCACUCGGAGGCCAGUGGCGCACCGCCCCCUGCCACCGGCAGCAGUCCGGCCCCAGGGACAAGCACGCCGCCGCCGCCGCCAACCGAGCCCGCCACCAGCACCGAGAUACGGAUCGCACUGCCCACCUUCCGGCCGAUGGGGCGCACGCUGGCACCGGACGGGGCGGUCGGCAGCGGCCGCCAGCACUACACCCGCUUCAUACCGCUCGUGUACGAGGAGGGCAGGGACGCGGUUGCCGCCAGUACGGCCGGCGCACGGAAGGCGGCCGCCCGAUCGCGCUAAAGCGCCCAGCCUCAUGGGCGGCAACCUUUUCUUUUACGAUGUGAUAGCAUUUUCCCUUUUGUUUCUUCACCGCCCACCCCCCCUGUAAACCAAACACAUACACAUACACACUGCCCACGCAUACAUUCAUCUACGGAAUAUGUUUGUUUGUUUGUUUUUUUUAUACAUGUAUACAACCUAUUUACAAGUUAGGAUUACUUUAUUAGUUAGAGACGGGCGGAGAUCUGGUGCCCGCGCUAGUGUGUGUGUGUGUUCGUGUGCGCGUGUGUGUGUGAGUGUGUGAGUGUGCGUUCCCGCUCGACGAUACCCCGCUACUGGCGGUUCCUAGUUGUUAUGUAAUUAUGCUUCUAUUUUUUUUUUGUCCUGUGUAACUGCAACGAACGUGCAUAUGAAGCGAAAUAAAGAAUUUCAUAUAU
Molecule: messenger RNA, 4678 nt
Organism: Anopheles merus
Lineage: Eukaryota; Metazoa; Arthropoda; Insecta; Diptera; Culicidae
Exons: 5
Coding region: 1290-4262 (990 amino acids)
Biological process (GO): lipid metabolic process
Molecular function (GO): lipase activity
Source: RefSeq, a predicted model, not a curated record